Effrenium voratum is the source of this 1048-nucleotide messenger RNA. The record is from the annotation of a GenBank genome assembly. NCBI's taxonomy places the organism in Eukaryota, Dinophyceae, Suessiales, Symbiodiniaceae.
CUGGCAGCCUUGGCUCCAGCCAGCAUUGCGCGGAGCUCCGAAGGAGCAUCUCGCAGCAGAGUGAGAUGGUGCUGGCUCUCCUCUACCUGCAGCUGGCGGCAGGUGCGCAGGUUUCGACAUCCACGGCCACGACGACCCCAGGUCCGAUUGCAGACUACCUGGCUCCUACUCAGACGGGCUCAAAUUGCUACCAGGGCGACUCGAUUUGUGACUACUCGAUCGAGUGCGAGAUGGAUGGGUAUGAGAUGGAUUGUGAAUCUUUGAGCUGCGAAGAUGAGCGAAGCUGCAGUGAGCUUGGAGAUCACUACGUGGCCAAAAAAUGGAAUGGCACAUGCGAGCACUGGCCGGACUAUUCAACUGACCGCUACAAUUGCUGCAGGUGCAAGCGCUCGGUGCCCUCGUAUGCGGCUUGGGAGAUGCUUGGCACCCCGGGCAAUGGUGCAUGCCGUGGCAGGACAGCUGAGGACAACUUGGACGACUACUACACGGUGCACCAUGGCGUUGUCGAGAUCGAGGACUGCAAAGCCCUGUGCUUGCAGCAUUUCCCCAGCUGCAAAGGCAUCGAAUACAGCCUCGGCCACUGCGAGAUUUGGACUAGACCCGAGGGGAUCUGCCAACACGUGGAGCUGCCCGUGGCAGGGUUCAGCUGCCUGCGCUUCGGAUGGGCGCCGCUGGUGCCGGUAGACGGCGGAGAGGGGCGUGCUUGCCGGGGCGACCAUUCCACGGACAACGAUGACUCCUACUACGUGGUGGUGGAUGCCGAGCUCGAGGAUUGCAAAGCCAGAUGUGUGGCGGCUCCCCUGUGCCUGGGCAUCGAGUGGAGUCCCAAGCGCUGCGAACUUUGGCAGCGGCCCAUCCAUGGCACUGCGGACAGGCCCGGCUUCACCUGUUUGGCCUUUGAGCCGUCCGGACUACCGCUCUUCACUCGGAAGCUUCUGUUGCUCUGAAUUUAGAGAUCUCCCAAAUGGGAGGGCAUGCGUGUCUAGGGGCAUUCAGAUGCCGAGUUUUGUGUUUUUUCCAAGGAGCCCAGAAACGUCACGGGUUGUUC